Molecule: messenger RNA, 699 nt
Organism: Penicillium samsonianum
Lineage: Eukaryota; Fungi; Ascomycota; Eurotiomycetes; Eurotiales; Aspergillaceae
Product: SNAP receptor SNC2
Exons: 3
Coding region: 1-363 (120 amino acids)
Biological process (GO): vesicle-mediated transport; vesicle fusion
Cellular component (GO): SNARE complex; plasma membrane
Molecular function (GO): SNAP receptor activity; syntaxin binding
Source: RefSeq, a predicted model, not a curated record
AUGGCUGCCACCGAACAACCCUACGACCCCUAUAUCCCUUCCGGCUCCGCUGGAGCCUCCGCUGCUACCGGUCAGAAUGGCAACCAGCGAACCGCCGCUUUGCAAGCACAAAUCGAUGAUACCGUCGGUGUGAUGCGCGAAAACAUCAACAAGGUCUCCCAACGUGGUGAGAACUUGGAUUCUCUCCAGGACAAGACCGACAACCUCGCCGUCUCGGCCCAGGGCUUCCGCCGAGGCGCCAAUCGCGUGCGCAAAGACAUGUGGUGGAAGGACAUGAAGAUGCGCGUGUGUCUCGUCAUCUGCGUGAUUCUUCUUCUCAUUGUCAUUAUUGUGCCGUCCGUUGUUGUCACCAAGGGCCACUAAGCACUUCAACUGCGCGCGACACUUACGACUUCUCUUUGGACAUGGGAUCUUGAAUUUUACUGGGCUUACUGUUGUUGGGGCCGUGUGGCCUUUUCCGUUUUCUUCGCAGCCGCUAAUACCUCCUGCUGUUUUUUUCUGGGCGUGUUUUCAAUGACCAAAUCCUCUUGACUUUUCCAUGCAACGAAACGAGAUCAUCCGAUUUUGGGUUGUGUCGCUACAUGCGACCGGUCGACGGGUGAAGAUGUAAAUGAUACUUCCAUGACGCCGUGUUUAAGUAUGCUUAUCACAUUGCCAUUCGGGUGCUUUCUCACUGCAAUGAAUCUCCCUUAUUGUGCU